AUGUCGUUCUUUAUUAUGUCUCUACUUGCUCCGCACUCCAACUGUUUUCCUAGUAGUUUCUUGAAGCCACUUUGUCUACAUAUAAGUGUGAAGUCCCACCUGCUUUUGUGCCUUGGAACUCCAUUCCUAGUUUUUUCCUGCAAACAAAACCUUAAGAAAAAAGCAGUGCAAAUGGAUGGAAAAGAAGGAGAUGAUGAAUUCUCAGAGAUCACCCUAAGGCCGUUGGAUCUGUCGGACAUCGAUGAUGUCAUGGUGUGGGCCACAGAUGACAAAGUGAGUCUUUUUUGCACUUGGGACACCUACACUUGCAGAGAACAAGCCAUGGACUAUGUCAACAACAUUGCCAUUCCUCACCCAUGGUUAAGAGCAAUAUGCCUAGAAAACCGGGCAAUUGGGUCUAUUUCGGUGACACCCAAAUCCGGCAAUGACAGAUGCCGAGUUGAACUAGGCUAUGCUAUAGCCUCCAACUACUGGGGCAGAGGAAUUGUCACGCGAGCAGUGAAAAUGGUGGCUUCCAUUAUAUUUAGUGAGUGGCCACAUCUGGAGAGACUCGAAGCACUAGUUGAUCUGGACAACCUGGGCUCACAAAAGGUGCUAGAGAAAGCUGGGUUCCACAGGGAAGGUGUUUUAAGGAAGUAUAUUACAAUGAAGGGGAGAACUAGAGACAUGGUCAUCUUCAGUCUUCUCUCUACCGAUCCUCGCCUCCAUUAAUAGAAUUACUUUCUUUAUUAUAGUAUUAAUUCUCAGUUAUAGUCUUUUGACAGUACUUUGUAUGAUGCUAUGAACUAUGAACAUGGCGUUCAAACUGCAACCUGUUUGCCUAUGGUUCACAUUUGUGUGUGUGUGUGUGUGUGUGUGUGUGUUUGCAUUCGAGUUUGUAAGGACAUUUUAUAAGUGAAAUAAGAAUUUCUCAUUGUAAUUCAUUGACA
Molecule: messenger RNA, 929 nt
Organism: Cornus florida
Lineage: Eukaryota; Viridiplantae; Streptophyta; Magnoliopsida; Cornales; Cornaceae
Exons: 2
Coding region: 1-711 (236 amino acids)
Molecular function (GO): acyltransferase activity, transferring groups other than amino-acyl groups
Source: RefSeq, a predicted model, not a curated record